Penicillium malachiteum is the source of this 582-nucleotide messenger RNA. RefSeq lists its product as uncharacterized. The transcript has a single exon. The coding region runs from base 1 to 582 and encodes 193 amino acids. The record is from RefSeq and is a predicted model, not a curated record. Lineage: Eukaryota; Fungi; Ascomycota; Eurotiomycetes; Eurotiales; Aspergillaceae.
AUGCGUCUACUCCCAGGCCUCCUGACGAUCUACCUUUGGGGGAUAUUAGUGCAGGCUUCAUCUUGGUCACAAUCUAUCGAUUCUCAACCAACACCCCAUGCAAACAAACGGGCUCAAAUCAGCUCGAAUAAGACUGAUAUAACUGGAUUCCACCUGCAGGCAGGUGCAUUCACAAUCGAUCAUGUCAAAGUUGAGCGAACUCAAGUUGGAAUUUGUGAGCGGGUUCCAUUUGGAACUGAAGCCUGUCGUUCGAUUAUAGGCUAUCUAGUUUCUUUUACAGAAUUCACGGGCGAGGCUAUCAGGGAAUUAUAUGGUGAAGAUUCCUGUAACGCUAUGCUUGGAACCUAUGAGUCUCUCUCCUGGUUCUACCACUCCUCCGGCCGAGACUGCAAUAGAAAAUGGCAGCGGACUCUUAUCACCAAUGCAAUCAAAGAGUAUCUCAAAGAUACUGAUGUUGACAGGUUUCGCGGCACUGAAUGUCUUCGUCUGGACGAGGGAGGGGCGAUGGAUGGAUGCGUGAAACUCGGUCCUACAGCAAGCUUUUCAUCCAAGCCCUACUGUGACUCUCAUUCUGAGCUUUAG